Molecule: messenger RNA, 792 nt
Organism: Magnolia sinica
Lineage: Eukaryota; Viridiplantae; Streptophyta; Magnoliopsida; Magnoliales; Magnoliaceae
Product: serine/arginine-rich splicing factor SC35-like
Exons: 4
Coding region: 1-792 (263 amino acids)
Molecular function (GO): RNA binding
Source: RefSeq, a predicted model, not a curated record
AUGUUUGUCCGAAAACUGAAACGAAAGCUGCCCGGAUGCCUAAAAACUGAUUAUCUCCUCCUAACAGUCGAUAUUGGAGCGAUACCUGUUAUGCAUUCUUGUUUUGCUGAUUCUACUGCAAUUGCUGGUUUUUGCCAUAUCAAGGUUGAUUCCUUGACUUCGGCUGCUGUGAUGACCCUUCCACUGAUCUGCGGCUGGCUAUCAGAGGUAUUCAUCCCACAUUUCCCUAGAACGAGUAAAUCUAGGGGAUAUGCCUUCGUUAGAUUCAAGUAUGAAGACGAUGUGCGGGCCUCUAAGGGUGUUCUCGAUGAGAAGAAGAUAGAUGGGAGGGCAGUCUCGAUUAAAAAUGCUUUCCCUAAAAACCCUCCCAGGUUGAGAGCUCAAUUUUCUCCUCUUCGUGGGGGCACCCGGAAGGUAGAAGAUUCUCCAAGGGAAGCCGUUGUCCCAGGGGAAGCCCUCCUACCACGCAAGGGUUGGGAGAAACCCUCAUCAACUCCAUUCAUUGAUUCAGGCAGCAACAAGACGAUAUUUGCGGACCCAUCUGCGGUUAAUCGCAAACUCCAGAAGCUGAAACUAGGACUAGUGGGCUACUCAGGAGAGAAGAAUCAAGCUUUAGGGGCUCCAUCUGCAAGAAUCCCUCAACCAAUCGAAUCUCAGACCCUUGAUACUCCUCCAACCACUUCUCCCCAGGAUGCAGUUUCUAAGAUGAAGCAGCCAGUCUCUGGAGCUCCUGACUGCAAGGUCCACUCUAGCAACUACUCUGCUGCGAUCCAGGUUGCUGGACCUCAUUAG